Leptinotarsa decemlineata (Colorado potato beetle) is the source of this 514-nucleotide messenger RNA. RefSeq lists its product as uncharacterized. The record is from RefSeq and is a predicted model, not a curated record. NCBI's taxonomy places the organism in Eukaryota, Metazoa, Arthropoda, Insecta, Coleoptera, Chrysomelidae.
GUGGGAGACAAGGUUGAUUUGUAAAUCGUAAGUACGUAUAUAAAUCCACCGUUGUACCAGCAUUAACUGAAGUGAUUUUUCUUUCGAUCAACUAACUUCAGUGUUUUGUGCACAGUUCAAUAUGAAAAUAACAGUAAUAUAGAGGUUACGACAACACAUAUGGAGGAUACAGUGGAAGUAGCUAUGGAGGGUAUGGAGGUUUGGGAGGACUAGGAGGUCACGGAGGAUAUGGAGGAUUAGGUGGACUAGGAGGGUACGGAGGAUAUGGAGGAUAUGGUGGAUAUGGAGGGUACGAUGGCUAUGGAGGGUCCAGCGGAUAUGGAGGCAGUAAUUUCUUGGGUGGAGGAUACAAGCCAUAUUAUGGAACCAAAAGUUAUUAUAAGCGAUAGUUUCAGUCGUAUCUUGAUAUUAAAAUUAUAUCCACUAGAAGGGGUGUAAAAUUCGAUUAAUAAUAUUUAUUAAUUUGAAUGUCACAGAAUAAUGUGCAAUAUUUCAUUAAAUGUUUAUGUUUUAU